ACAAGGUUCAUUAUUUAACUUGUUGCUCGGUACCAUUUCUACCCGAAGGCAACCGUGUGGUCAAGGUAUGCCAAGCAGCUGUUGUCCUCUGUCAUGGGUGAUAUUAGACAGCGCAAUGGCUCUGUGAGUAAUAAUGACACAGAUUUAUCUGUUGUCCCUUAUAGAGCGGACAACAUCAGGGUGCUUUGUCAUAAAGUUGACGAUGGGGACAUUGGGGAGGAAAUUGAGUUGCAAAGUCGAUCAGAAGUGCCGGGGGACGCGGAUGCUGACGCUGACGCAGAAGACAGCCCGCGGGCCAAUGGCACUGCGUUUUACCGGGUUUAUGUGCCGGUUUGCUGUAAGAGAAACGACCCUGACCGCGAUGAGGAUGAUGAUGAUGGUGAGGAGGACACAGGGGCAAACACAGUUCAAAAAGAAAAGAAAACAGCGUUUCCGGGGCUGGGCCUCCUGUACGCCUUGUUAGCAUCUGUCUUCUUCUCCGCUACGGCUCUUCUUGUGAAGAAAAUUGAGGGGAUGCACGCCAUCGAAAUCAGUGCGAUUCGGUGCUUCUUCCAGAUGCUGUUUGUCAUGCCAGCCAUGAUAUAUUAUAAUACUGGCUUUUUGGGACCAAGAGAGAUGCGAAUCUACCUGUUCCUCAGAGGGUUCCUGGGCUCCAACGCCAUGAUCUUGUUGUAUUAUGCAGUUCUGCAGAUGCCCCUAGCGGAUGCCACAGUUAUAAUGUUCAGUAAUCCAGUCUUCACAUCCUUGCUGGCUUGGAUUUUCCUCAAGGAGAGGUGCACCAUAUUGGACGUCAUUUUUACAGUGUUUACGCUCACCGGCGUCAUACUGAUAGCCAGACCUCCCUUCCUCUUUGGUGGCAAGCUGUCUGGGAUCGAAGGAGACUACACCAAUCACAUCAAAGGCACGGUGGCUGCCUUCAUGGGGGCGAUCGGAGCGGCUUGCACUAUGGUCAUUCUGAGAAAAAUAGGGAAAAGUGUUCAUUACUACCUCUCUGUGUGGUACUAUGCAGUUAUCGGACUCAUUGAGUGUGUCAUCGUUUUGUUCAUCUUGGAUGAAUGGACCAUUCCGUCCUGCGGCUGGGACAGGUGGAUGCUCAUGGCCAUCGGGCUGCUCGGUAUAGCCGGCCAGACGUUCCUUACCAAAGCCCUACAGAUUGAGAAAGCAGGACCUGUUGCACUGAUGAGGACUAUGGAUGUGGUCCUGGCGUUCAUCCUGCAGUUCCUAUUCCUCAACCACAAACCGACAUGGUGGAGUCUGGGAGGAGCGCUGUGUGUGAUUAGCAGCACUAGUGGGGUGGCCCUAAGGAAGUGGUAUAACAGCAUAAAAAAUAAGACCUGAUUCAUAUUAUAGUGAGAUGAAAAGAGAUUUUGUAUGUUUGCUACAAAUAAUUGCUGCAUUAGUUACCAAAGAAGCUGUUUUACUGUAAUAAUAUACAUUGAAAGUCUGAGGCUUUUUCUUUGAUUUGAGUACCUUACUGUAUGCAGUAUGUACAGUACAGUAUAUAACAGGAUUUUUAGUGAUUUUGUAUUUUCUUAUCCUUUCGUGAAGACAGCAGAUAUUCUUUAACUACUGUUGAGACAGUAUUGCUUUAUCAUAUAGAGAGUAUAGUAGACAACGUAAUAAUAGACUGCUGGUCAGGAGCUGUGCUUGAUGUGUGUAAAAAUCACCAAAAAUGUCAGUUCCAUCAUUUUCUCACCCUCAUGCCGUUGCAAUUGAUUUUUUUCCAUGGAACAUAAAAGGAGAUGUUUUUGAUUCUCAAAGUCACACUAUUCCAUACGUUCCAUAUGUAUGCCUUCAUUUAUAGUCUUUUGAAAUAUCUCCAUUUUUCUUCCAUGGAAGGAAGUUUGGAACAACACUAGGAUAGGUAAAUUAUUACAGGAUUUUAUUUUUUUGGGCAAACUAUCCCUUUAAAAACCCCUUUGCAUUUUGUCGUUGACAAUGUACUGUAACUGGCAUUUAUUUUAAAAGGAAGACGCAGGGUCAACAGUUUGUCUGAAUAUUUUUUCAUGCUCAAAUUAAGGUUCGUUCUGUUAAGUUCUGAAUUAUAUGUGCUUAAAGCUGAAUAUGCAAUCAGUAAUAUGUUCUGAACCUUGAUGGACCACUUGAACUAGAUAUAUGCACAGGUUUGCUACACAAAUAUUUGCCUGAUAUAGAAUGAGUCGCACCUAUUUAUUUAUUGGACAUGUAUCUUGGCACAAAGAUGAGUUAUUGUGAGUUGUUACAAGAGGCAGUGACUAUCAGUAAUGGCUGUUCUUCUGCAGUCCAGUCACUUUGAAAUGGGGCUCUUCAGUUUGCUUGAACUUUACAUUUAUUUAAUUUGAUAAUUUUAUUUAAACCUGUUUGUUUAAACUGACCUAAAACCACUUUACACUGACUUUUGUCAAUUUAUCUUUAUUAAAAGCACUAUUAACGGUUUACUGAUACUUCACCAGAAAUUUAUGGACAUGCUGCCUUAAGAUUUUUUCUUUUAUCUGAUGAGAUU
Molecule: messenger RNA, 2482 nt
Organism: Sinocyclocheilus anshuiensis
Lineage: Eukaryota; Metazoa; Chordata; Actinopteri; Cypriniformes; Cyprinidae
Product: solute carrier family 35 member G1-like
Exons: 3
Coding region: 94-1338 (414 amino acids)
Biological process (GO): regulation of cytosolic calcium ion concentration; calcium ion export across plasma membrane
Cellular component (GO): plasma membrane; endoplasmic reticulum membrane
Source: RefSeq, a predicted model, not a curated record